AGCCUGGGAACCUCCAUAUGCCACAGGUGCGGCCCUAAAAAGACAAAAUAAAAAUAAAGUUCCUGUUGAACUUGGUCUGCCAAAGCCAAUGGGAUUAUCCAUGUUGGUCAUUAACCUGAGCCUGGAGACAGAAAAAAAGCUCAAUGUUGGACUGAUGUCAACUUGUUUUCAUUAACCCAUCCCCUGAGCUCUCCUCAGAUUUUGUUGAAGGGCAGAGUGUAAAACAGUUUGACCAAGACACAGAGGACUGGGUCAAGCAGGGAUGAAAUGAUGAAGGAAGCUUGAUCAUCUGGAGAGAUCAGGAGGCUGGUCAGGUCUCAAAGUGACAUGCAAGUCCCCUCCCUUCCCCUCCUUCCUUCCCCCUUGAGUCUCCCUACCACCCUGCAGUGUCCUCCCUCACCUCUGGUUGACCAUGGCAUCAGAAGCAGAGAAAACGUUCCAGCGGUUUGCUGUCUUUGGAGAAUCGUCAAGCAGUGGCACUGAAAUGAACAACAAGAACUUCUCCAAGUUGUGCAAAGACUGUGGCAUCAUGGACGGCAAGAUGGUCACCUCCACUGAUGUGGACAUUGUGUUCAGCAAAGUCAAGGCCAAGAAUGCCCGAACCGUCACCUUCCAGCAGUUCCAGGAGGCAAUGAAGGAACUGGGCCAGAAGCGAUUCAAGGGGAAGAGUCCAGAUGAAGCCUUGGAGAACAUUUAUAAACUCAUGGAGGGCAAGGACCCAGCUACCACCGGUGUUACUAAAGCAACUACUGUGGGCGGGGUGAGCCGGCUGACGGACACCAGCAAGUACACUGGCACCCACAAGGAGCGCUUUGAUGAGAGUGGCAAAGGCAAAGGCAUUGCAGGACGGGAAGACGUGACAGACAACUCUGGCUAUGUGAGUGGCUACAAGGGUGCUGGCACCUAUGAUAAGAAGGGCAGCACCUAGGGAGUAGGCUCACCUUAGCCUGCCAGCCCUUCACCUUGCAUCUUUAACACCAGGGAGCUUGUGAGACAAUAAACAUCUGUGUGUGCAGCA
This is a messenger RNA of Sus scrofa (pig), 1018 nucleotides long. RefSeq names its product tubulin polymerization promoting protein family member 2 (gene TPPP2). Gene Ontology annotation, biological process: microtubule polymerization; microtubule bundle formation; positive regulation of protein polymerization. Gene Ontology annotation, molecular function: tubulin binding. Gene Ontology annotation, cellular component: microtubule. NCBI's taxonomy places the organism in Eukaryota, Metazoa, Chordata, Mammalia, Artiodactyla, Suidae. The record is from RefSeq and is a predicted model, not a curated record.